AUGCCCGUGCCUCUGCCCCCGCCUCCUCCGCCCUCGCGACGAUGCGCCCUUCCCCGCGAUGCCCGCGCCUCCGUCCCCGCGAUGCUCGCGCCUACCCCCGCAACACCGCGCGCGCAGCCUCCUCCCCGCGAUGCCCUCCCAAGCUCCCAGAUGCUGCCCCCCAUCUCCUCCACCACGUACAGCCGGCUCGGCAAUCCUCAGCCCCGCGCUCCCAGACCCCGCGCUCGCUCUCCGGAGCUCCGAUGGGCUCCCGCCCUAGCCCCUGACACCAUGCUAUGCCCAACCCUAAACCUAGCCACCACGCCAUCAACAACGCCACCUUCCUUCCUUGCCACCACACCUUCUUUAGAUGGAAGGCGUGACUGGUGGCAUCUUCCUGAUCUCGGAGCACGUCUAAUCCUUGCUCCAAAUGCUGCUCUGCCCCCAAUCCGUGCGGCAUCUUCAGAUGGAAGCCAGGACAAUGCCUCGUCCCCCUCUCCUGAGCCCCGACGACUGACAUUCGAGGGAUGUCGCUCUGCGAUCCUCACCUCCUCGUCGUUGGCGGUCGCGCGACCUCCUGACCGUCAUCUCCGCCCGCGAGAUCCCCCUGACUCGCCCACCUCUCUGUCCACAGCCACCUCCAUCACACACCUCCUCCACGCCGACGAGAAGGCUCGCCCACCUCUCAGUCCACGACCGCCUACGACGCGCCUUCUGAAUAAAGAUCUCUCGAAGCACCCGGUGGAUGGGUUCUCUGCUGGGCUGGUCGACGACAACAAUGUCUUUGAGUGGCAUGUCACCAUCAUCGGACCGCCUGACACCCUAUAG
Molecule: messenger RNA, 807 nt
Organism: Zea mays
Lineage: Eukaryota; Viridiplantae; Streptophyta; Magnoliopsida; Poales; Poaceae
Product: classical arabinogalactan protein 9
Exons: 3
Coding region: 1-807 (268 amino acids)
Source: RefSeq, a predicted model, not a curated record